Molecule: messenger RNA, 762 nt
Organism: Seminavis robusta
Lineage: Eukaryota; Bacillariophyta; Bacillariophyceae; Naviculales; Naviculaceae
Source: the annotation of a GenBank genome assembly
AUGGCCUGUAAACAUUCCAGCUCUACAAGGCAUGUGUCACUCUGUCGGGCAGCAGCAGAAGGUGGGCAUCUGGAGAUACUGCAAUGGCUUCGGUUCCGGGAGUGUCGAUGGAAUACAGAGACAUGCAAGGUUGCAGCGGCAGGUGGACAUUUGGAGGUGCUGAAAUGGGCUCACCACGAGGGAUGUCCAUGGGAUUCAAGGACAUGCUUUUAUGCUGCAAAAAACGGACAUCUCAAGCUGCUCCAAUGGGCCCGAGAACACGGUUGCCCAUGGGAUGCAGCGGCAUGUCAAGCCGCUGCAAGCAAAGGGCAUUUGGAGAUUCUCAAGUGGCUCCAUGCCAAUGAUUGCCCAUGGGAUGAAAAGACAAGCUUGGGUGCUGCAUCACAUGGUCAACUUGAUCUCCUGAAAUGGGCCAUAUCAAAUGGAUGCCCAUGGGAUUCCUGGAUAUGCUAUGGUGCAGCUGGAUGGGGCCACUUUGAAGUUUUGAAAUGGGCCAGAGAAAAUGGUUGCCCAUGGGGUGCUGCUACAUGUCGGAAGGCUGCAGAAGGUGGGCAUUUGGAUAUUUUGAAGUGGGCCCGAGAAAAUGGCUGCCCAUGGGAUGAAUAUACUUGUGCCAGAGCUGCCAGAGGUGGUCACCUGGAGAUCUUGAAAUGGGCAAGAAGCAAUGGCUGUCCAUGGAAUGCUGAUACAUGCUCUGAGGCUUCCAAGAAUGGUCAUACUCAGGUUUUUUUGUGGGCUCAUGCCAAUGGCUGUCCUAAGUAA